Messenger RNA from Fulvia fulva, 249 nucleotides. RefSeq names its product 40S ribosomal protein S27. The coding region runs from base 1 to 249 and encodes 82 amino acids. The transcript has 3 exons. Gene Ontology annotation, biological process: ribosomal small subunit assembly; translation. NCBI's taxonomy places the organism in Eukaryota, Fungi, Ascomycota, Dothideomycetes, Mycosphaerellales, Mycosphaerellaceae. The record is from RefSeq and is a predicted model, not a curated record. Gene Ontology annotation, cellular component: cytosolic small ribosomal subunit; ribosome. Gene Ontology annotation, molecular function: RNA binding; structural constituent of ribosome.
AUGGUCUUGGCUCAGGAUCUCCUCAACCCAAGCCCACAGGCUGAGGCGCGCAAGCACAAGCUGAAGACUCUCGUCCCAGGCCCACGCUCUUUCUUUAUGGACGUCAAGUGCCCCGGCUGCUUCACAAUCACCACCGUCUACUCGCACGCACAGACCGUCGUCGCCUGCGCCGGCUGCUCACAGGUGCUCUGCCAGCCAACCGGUGGCAAGGCCCGUCUUACCGAGGGCUGCUCUUUCCGGAGAAAGUAA